AUGAAGCCAAUUGGAAAAGUGCUUUGUGCUACAGGGAUCAUAGCUGGGCUCCUAGCUUUCUUCUGGAAAGACCCUUUUAACCCAGAGAGCUUGUCUGGUGCCCGCGUUCUCUUGACUGGAGCCAGUGCUGGGAUUGGAGAGCAGAUGGCAUAUCAUUAUGCCAGAUUUGGUGCUGAAAUUGUUUUGACUGCUAGGAGGGAAGCUGUGCUGCAGAAGGUGGUGGAGAAAUGCCUGACACUUGGAGCAAAGAAAAUAUUUUAUAUCCCUGCAGAUAUGUCUUCCCCUUCAGAGCCUGAAAAGGUGGUUCAGUUUGCUGUCCAAAAGCUGGGGGGACUGGAUUACCUGGUGUUAAACCACAUUGGCGUGACCCGUUUCCAGAUGUGGGCUGGAGAUAUGGAAUACACCCGCUGGCUCAUGCAGGUGAAUUUCUUCAGUUACGUGGCACUCGCAACAGCAGCUCUUCCCACCCUGGAGAAGAAUAAAGGCUCUCUGGUGGUUGUUUCUUCUCUCACAGGGAAAAUACCCACUCCCUUCACCACUUCUUAUUCUGCCACCAAGUUUGCACUGGAUGGAUUCUUCAGCUCGCUACGCCAUGAACUCAUCAUGCAGAAGAGAAACAUCUCUAUCACACUGUGCAUCCUGGGCCUGAUUGAUACUGAUACAGCAUUAGAGAAUACCAGGGGCAAAGUGCACCUGACUGCUUCUCCUGCUCCUGAAGCUGCACACGCCAUCAUCUGGGGGGGUGCCACACGGGUGCAGGAGGUUUUCUACCCAUGGUGGCUGCAGCACAUGUGCUGCCUCUGGGUUUUGUUCCCCAAUGACCGGGACCAGGUUUUACAGAGUUACUAUAAUUACAGCAGUCCUUAA
This is a messenger RNA of Cariama cristata (Red-legged seriema), 867 nucleotides long. RefSeq names its product hydroxysteroid (11-beta) dehydrogenase 1-like (gene HSD11B1L). The transcript has 7 exons. The coding region runs from base 1 to 867 and encodes 288 amino acids. Gene Ontology annotation, molecular function: oxidoreductase activity. NCBI's taxonomy places the organism in Eukaryota, Metazoa, Chordata, Aves, Cariamiformes, Cariamidae. Gene Ontology annotation, cellular component: intracellular membrane-bounded organelle. The record is from RefSeq and is a predicted model, not a curated record.